Molecule: messenger RNA, 4182 nt
Organism: Paracoccidioides brasiliensis Pb18
Product: U6 snRNP complex subunit PRP24
Exons: 5
Coding region: 1-4182 (1393 amino acids)
Biological process (GO): RNA processing
Molecular function (GO): RNA binding; protein binding
Source: RefSeq, a predicted model, not a curated record
AUGCCGAUGGACAGAAGGAUGGAUAUUUUCUCGCUGUUGUCGCCGCAGGACUCGCCCUCGGGCAAGUCCAGUCCUGCUCCUCCGGCUCCCCCCAAACCCACCUCUUCUUGCUCUGGUCGCAAUUCCACCCCGACUCCCACCCCCGUAUCUGAUACGACCUCCUCUUCCUCCCCACAUCAGAAUUUCCACAAGCCCCGGUCGAGCUCCGCCAGGCCCGGGAUGAUAUCCUCCUUGAUCAACCAAGUCCGCAACAACCCUCAACUACGCGACACGUCUCCACAGGACAUCGGCCAGGGCUCUGGGACUGGCACUCCUCCCUCGAACGAACAACAACAGCAGCAGCAGCAGCAACAACAACAACAACAACAACAGCCACCUGCCCGACAAACACCGACACCUGGAAUAGAUGCCUUAGCGGAUCUUGCAUCCAUGCAGCGCCCCCAGCCACACCGGGCAAACCCUUCGAUGAUCAGGAAUACCAGCACAGAAAUCCCCGAGAGCCAGAUGUUCCCAUCUCCCCUCAAUCCGAAAGUCAACCCUGUCCCACGCAACCCGAAUCCCGCCACCCCUCGGUCCCAUUACGAUGGGUCUGAUGUAUUCAGGGAAUCUGGCAGAAGGGACUUUUGCAGCUCCUCACUGACCCCGAAAAACCAGCAGAUGGCCUCAGAAUUAUACACGCAUAUCCAGCAGAAUCGCCAUGCCUACGAGUCGCGCGUGAAAUUCAUCCGUUUGCUCCACCAGGGUUUCGUGGAGCACGUCUACCCACCCUCCUCACCUGAUUCCCGCGGAGAUCCACACACCUACGACGUCCUACAGGACCUGCGUGCCGCGCGGGAGGAACUCGAUAGCCUAUUCGCCAUCGGAGAGGAUCUGUGGGCCGAAUGGAUACAGGAUGAGAGUGUGCUGGCACGAACGGUGGAUGAGCAGAUCGGCGUGAUGAAGCUGUGUAGCCGCUCCGUCGAUGAGGAGUACGGCAGCACGAAACUGUGGAUCAUCUACGGCGAGUGGAUGCUGUAUCUCUACAAUUCCGUUUCGCAGCCGGGAGAGGACGCGGCCUCCUGCAAAUGGUCGGAGGAGGAGAGAUUGGCGGCGCAGACGGCGUUUACGUGGCAGUCCGUCGUAGACGUCUGGUCGAAUGCGGCGGAGGCUACGAACUGGAGAAUUAACGAUAGCCAUCUGGUUUGGGAUCGGUAUUUGGAACUUGUCGUGCAAGAUGUCGAAAAGCAGCCGUCGCCGGAGAAAUUGGGACAUGUGAGGGAGUUAUUUGUCAAGAGGCUUCAGGUGCCACAUUCGACUUGGGACCAAACGUUCCAAAUGUUCUCCAACUUCAUCUCUACAUAUGACAACAACCACUACGAGGAGGCAAUGGUCGACAUGACGAACAGAGCCGCCCAUGCAAAAGCACUUUGGAACGCGCGAGAGGAGCGGGAGGCUGAGCUCCGCCGCGCCGUCGAGGCCGGUGAUAGCGCUACAGAAUGGAGCCUGUUCGUCGCAUAUAUCGAAUGGGAACUUUCCCAGAACCGACGAAAGGGCAAGUUCAGCUUCGACCUCGUCUGCGCUCUGUACCAACGCGCCGUCCUCCGCUUCCCCACCGACGUCACUUUCUGGGAAGACUAUAUAAUGUUCCUGGUCGAAGAGUCCAUGAACCAGCGCGGCCGGCACAACGCCUACAUCCCCAACCUCCCCUCCCUCGAGCGUGCAACUCGCCACUGCCCCUGGUCCGGCUCCCUCUGGUCCCAACACAUUCUCAGCGCCGAACGGGCAGGGCGCUCCUUCACGCAGAUCGCAGAUGUAAAACAUAAAGCCACGCGCACGGGCUUGCUGGACACGGGUGGUGUGGACGAGGUGAUCAAAGUACAUACGACAUGGUGCAGUUACCUGCGCCGGCGCGCGUUCCAACCAGACUCGACAGAUGAAGACCUCGACGUUGCUGAAGUGGGAAUCCGCUCCGCGAUAGAAAGUAUACAAGAGCUGGGCGAGCGUCACAACAACACCGACAACAAGACCAAAAAUAACAAUGACAAAUCCUCCACCCCUCCACCGCCCAACGACCCUCUCUUCCGUCUCGAACGGAUCUACAUUCGCUACCUCUCCGAAAGCGGUAGCUGGGACAGCGCGCGAGAAACCUUCAAAUCCCUCGCAACCCGCCAUGGUCACAGCUACGAAUUCUGGCUCCUGUAUUACACCUGGGAACUACUGUGCUGGAGCAAAUUUACGCAAUCAGACGGCAGCGCUAGCGCUUCGAGGCGCACGCCGAACCCGUCCCUGGCGACAGCGGUGUUGAAACAAGCGCUGCAGAGGAACGAUUUGGAUUGGCCUGAGAAGAUUAUGGCGGUAUAUAUCGAUCAUUGCGAGCAUUAUGAGGAUGCGGAUGAGCUGCAGCUUGCUGUUGUGAGGGUUCGGAGGGCGAUGAAGGUGGUUACGAGGAGAAGGGAGGAGGAGGCGGUUAAAUUGCAACAGCAGCAGCAGCAAGAGCAAACGGUGGCAACGGCGGUGAUGGGUGAGGGAGAUGUGGAUAAUGAGAUAACUUCUGGGGGCGGGAAGAGGAAGUGGACGAAAGAAAUGGAGGUUGAUGAUGGAGGUGUGAAUGGGUCUGCGAAUAAGAAGGCGAAGGCAAGGGAGGCAGAGGUGGAGAUGGAGAUGGAUAUGACGGGUGGGAAUUUGUUGGCGCCUGCUUUGAAGCGGGAUCGGGAGAAUGCGACGGUGAUUGUCAAGCGGUUGCCGCCUGGUGUGACGGAGAUGAGGGUGAGGCAGUUUUUUAGAGAUUGCGGCAAAAUAAACUCCCUAAGCUUCAUCCCUUCCAAUUCUCAAUCUCACGCACCGGAUCACCCAACCGCCAUAAUCGAGUUUAAUACCCACGAAGACGCCCUAGCCGCACAAACGCGCAACCACAAGCAACUGGACGACUACUCCAUCUCCGUCAACCUGCUUACAGAAUCAACGCUAUUCGUCACCAAUUUCCCUCCAGCGGCUGAUGAAGCGUAUGUUCGCGAUCUUUUCGCUCCGUACGGUGAAAUCCUGGGCAUCCGGUUCCCUUCUCUCAAAUACAACACGCACAGACGGUUUUGCUAUGUCCAGUUCCAGUCUCCCCAUUCUGCUCAUGCAGCGGUCGAUGGGUUGAAUGGGCACAUUCAGCACAUACCGCAACAGCAGCACAUCCCUGGUUCUGUUUCCGCACAACAUGCCACUACCACCACCUCCUCCUCCCCCUCCGCUGCAGCCGGCGGGUCAACAACUGAGCUAGCGCUCGUCGUCAAAAUAUCUGACCCGCGCAAGCGCCAGGAUAGGACGGGACCGAUGGUCGAGGGGCGGGAGGUGCAUGUGUCGAAUUUGGAUUGGAAGGUUGGAGAGGAGGAAUUGCGGGAAUUGUUUGAGGGCUGUGUUGGGGCGGGAGGGGUUGAGGGGGUGAGGAUUCCGCGGAAGGCGAAUGGGGGGAGUAAGGGGUUUGGUUUUGUGGUGUUUAGGGAUAAGGAAUCAGCGGAAAAAGCCCUCUCCCUAAACGACCAACCGUUUCACUCCCGCCCCUUACAUGUCCACAUCUCGACCACAACCGGCCCCAAACGAACCGCAACCACAAUCCUAUCGCACGUAAUAACCCGCUCCCCAUCCCCCUCCACCACCGCUGCCGAUGCCGCCAACGGCACCUCCCCCACAAAAUCAACAACAACCACAACGCACCCCAAAACCCGCCAAUCCCCCCGCACCCUGACUCUCCACAACAUCCCCGACACCCUAAAUGACAGCCGCAUCCACUCCCUCGUGUCCCCCUACGGGCCGCUCGUCAAGAUCAUCCUGCGACCGGAGAAACAGCUCGCCAUUGCCGAGUUCGUGGAUGUUGGUGAUGCGGGGCGUGCGGCUUUGGGGUUGGAGGGGAUGGAGAUUGGGGGGGGGAAGAGGAUAAGUGUUUCUGUUGGAGAUGAGAAGGAGGUUGGGAAGGGUAUGGGGAAGGGGAAGGGGUUGAUGAUGCAGCCUGCGACGAUGAUUAGGAGGCCUGGGCAGCCUGGUGUUGGUGCUGGUGGGAGGGGGGGGAGAAAGGGGGGCUUGGGGGUUAAGAGAGGUGGGGGUGCGGCUGCAGCUGCAGCUGCACCGGUGCAGGGGCAGGGAAAGAAGAGCAAUGAGGAUUUCCGGGCUAUGGUUUUGUCUGGGAAGACGAAUGGAGAGGGACAGCGGCAAGAGGAGUAA